GCAAGUAUCCAGUUUCCAGGUAGAAACUGUGCUGCCAGUGAUCGGUAGCUCAGAGCUUAGUCAAAUCUAACAAACACUUAAUUAAAUUGUGAGGCAGGAAAAGACUGUAACUAUCUUGGAGAGUCAUAAUGUAUUAGAUGUUUUCCCAGCAACUGUCUGAAGCACACCAGCAGGUGAUGGCACAAGCUGGUUACAGUCAUCAGGGCAUCAAUGUAAAAGAUAAGUCUUUGCUGGGGAAGGGAGAGCUAGUUAAUGAGUAAUACCAGGAAGUAACAAAGGUUUGAAAAAAACAGCACAGCUUCUGCCUUCAGAAAGGGUCAAAAAUUUAGUUCUCCAGCCCAAAUAGACUUGCCCCUUUCCAACGAGAACAUCAUGACAAGCAAGAGCAGGGAGGAUGCACAACACCCCCCUUCCAGAUGUCCAGAUAACAGUGCAUUCAAACAACAGAAACUGUCAGCCUGGCAGCCCGAACUUACACCUGCGUCUGUCCUCUCUGGCUUCAUUCUCAUCGGUGUAUUCUGCCUCACCAUGGGAGUCUGCCUCAUCUUGUCCGCAAGGAGCGUCAAAGAAGUCCAGAUUAAUUAUUCAGACAAAUGCCUGAAUUGUUCAAAACUGCGUGAAAAUUCCUCUAAUUGGAAUACUGAAUGCCUCUGCUCUGCUGACUUCAAAUUAGAGGAAAAAAUACAGGGUGAUGUUUUUAUGUACUACAGCCUGCAAAACUUUUAUCAGAACCACCGUCGGUACGUCAUGUCCAGGAGCAACGCGCAAUUGCUGGGUCGAAAUACAGAUAUUCGUAACAGCAACUGUGCACCUUUCUCAACCUAUCGUAAUGGAACUCCCAUGGCUCCAUGUGGUGCUAUCGCCAACAGCAUGUUCAAUGAUACAAUUUCUCUUUUUUACUAUACUAAUUUAUCCACUGCUAUCCAAGUCCCACUACUAAAGACUGGAAAUAGUUGGUGGACAGAUAAAUAUGUGAAGUUUCACAAUCCAACAUCGCACAACCUCACUUCUGCAUUUGCAGGGACAGCAAGGCCUCCCUAUUGGCAGAAACCAGCCUAUUUAUUGGAUGAGGAGAAUGAAAGGAAUAAUGGUUACAUCAAUGAUGACUUUAUCAUCUGGAUGCGGGUGUCAGCUUUCCACACUUUCAGAAACCUCCACCGUCGCCUCAGCCGCACCGAGCAGUUUGCUGAUGGUCUCCCAGCAGGGAAUUACACCUUUCACAUUUUCUACAAUUUUCCCGUUUCCAGGUUCAAAGGGAAGAAAUACCUGAUUCUCUCAACUGUGGUGUGGUGUGGGGGAAGCAGCCUCUUCCUGGGAAUUGCCUAUACGGUUUCUGGUGCAGUGGUAAUGCUGGCAGGUUUUAUCAUAACUGCCAUUCACUUAAAGCUCAAAAAAAGGAAAACUUACUUUCAGAGAUAACUAGACAAUAUAACUUUUUGGACCAAAAUAAAGGCACUCCUCUGAAAAGAGGACAGAGAAGCAUGGACCUUUCACACAUUCCUCCUCCCUGUAGAAUCAUUUCAAACACAGAAGAAGUGGUGAACAUACAGAAGUCCCGAGCAUCAAGAUGUUCUUCCAUAACACAAAAUAACCACAAGUUCAUUAGGUGACUCCAGAUGCAUGACCCCAAAUGUCAGUCUUCUACUAAGAACCAAUCUUCAGGUUCUGAGAGGCGCAUCAGUGCUGUACUUAUUUGGAAUCAUGAACUCCAGUGCGUUCAUAGAGAAGUGAGACUGGAAGGGGCCUCAAGAGAUCAUCUGAGUGAUUACUGAGUACAAAUGCAGGGCCAAAACUCAGGUCCUCAGAUUUUGCUGAAUCUGUAAUCAGGCAAAACUCCCACUGAUUCAGUCAGUAGCAUAACUGAGGGCAGGGGGAACUGGGGCAGCAGCCUGGAUGCCAUUUUUGUGGGGUGGGGGAGGCAAGAGGUGGGGACUAGACAAAACAGCUACUCCUGUAGUGACACCUGACCACACCACUGCAAUUUGCAUAGCAGGAGCUGGUGCUGCCCCAUGAGCUGGUAGCUGCUCCAGCUGUGGACCUCUCUGUGUGAAGCAAUACUCUAUGUGAAGUAAUACUUGUAGUGAAGCUUAGGCUUCUAAGGCCAGAUCCAGAUGUGCAGGCACAUGAGAUUUGUUGCCGCAAACCUCUUUGCAGUGCCACAAACUGCAUGUGUUGCAUAUUAAACCAUGCAUGGCUGCCUGCUCACUGGGCUGCCUUCUUUCCUGUCUUGAGGCACACUGCACCCCAGGCAGUUGCUCCAUGGCUCGCUGGGGCACAGCAUGCCAUAGCACAGGGUUUCACAGCAGAGCCCCUGCACUGAGGCAUGCAAAGACAGGGGAUCAGCCAGCCCAGGGCUGCCUGUUCCCCUAUCUCAAGGUACACUGUGCCUCAGCCAGCUGGGGAGCAGCUGGAUAGGGUGCCAGGUGCCUCAACGCACAGGCUGCCCCAUCUCCAUGUGCUACUCCCUGGCUGGCUAGGCCACAGGGUGCUUCAGGAUGGGGGCUGCCUGCUGGCUAGCCCUGCAUUGAGGCAACCUGUGCUCCAGCCAGGCCCCCUGCAGUACAUGGAGCAGCAGGACAUUGUGUCCUGCUGCAAACCAUGCGAGCAGGGGCGUGCACUGCAGCAUAAAGUAGCAGCAGCAAUUUGUGCUGCUACUAUUUGUUCUGCAAACGCAUGCCCCUGCUCAUGUGGAUGCUACCUAUGUGUCUAAAUCACUGUUAGAAAUGGGACUUAGGAUUCUAAAUCUUUAAGGCACUUUUGAAAAUGUUACCCUCUGUGACUUGGUUGAAGUUACUGAGGCAACAACCUGUGCCAGCGCUGGGAUUAGAACUCAGAAAUUCUGGCUUCCUGCCCUGUGUUCAGACAGACCAGAGGACUGUUUUUUGCUCAAAACAGAGUUUCAGGAGCUGCUAUGCAUUAUAGGUGUAUAAGCCACAGAACAUUUGUCACUGGUUUUAUUUCAUCAUUCAGAGUCUGAUAAAAAUGUUAGGCAGGAAAAGAAUAAACAAUAAUCUAUAUUUCAGUGUGAGGGGAGUACACCCAAAUUAAAAAAAAAUGCUUAUUUAGAAAACCCAUUCAGCCUAGCAAGCAAUGCUUACAAUAUACCCAUUAUUAUCCUUCAACUGUUCAUGGAAGUAGGUUGCCUGUAGUCUUAACAUUUAUGAAGUCUUCAAACCCCGAAGAGGGAAAUACUAUCAUAUAAUGAAUCUUCUUCCUUCUGUUAUGCUGCUGUUUAGGUCUUGCCUCAGAAAGCAAAAGCACAUUUUCUUUUCUUUUACUAUGGGUGUAUCAUUCUUUUAAUUCUUAUCAUGGCCUCUGAAUAAUCUCCUUGGAAUAACCCACUGGAACUGGGAGGUUACUGGUUUUUAAUCCUAGUGACUCAGUGAGCACGUCUACAUGUGCAAUUAAUGUGGAGCAAUAAACUCCAGGGUUUAGUGCUCCAGAGUUUAUUGCUCCUGGGCACUCCAUUUGAACAUGAGCUGGGUUGGUGCAAACGCAGCUGGCAGGGGGCCCGGGGGAGGGUCAGCCUGUCCGCCCAGGGCUGCUCCUGCUCAGCUCAACAAGCUGUGGAGGGGAUGGCUGAGGCUUGAGGGUGCUUCAGUGUGGGGCCAGCAAACAGCCCCUGCACUGAAGCACCCAUAUGCUUCAGUCAGCUUCUGCAUGUGUGGUGCUGCAGUUGCAAGUACUACUGUGCAGUGGAAUUAAUUAGUUUUCUGGGGCCCAAUAGGGCCGCACAUGUAGAUGCCGAGAUGUUUACUGCAGAGCUAAUUAGGUAGCUCUGCAGUAAACUUCUUGUGUAGAUACUUCCAGUUACAUCUUCUGAGUCAUUUCACAUGGUAUCCCUAGCCCAAAAUGAUGGGAGUAAAGGGAUGAGGGGAUUGCCAGAAUAUUGCCACUCUUACAGAGUAUUAUCUAAGCUUCUUAGAAGAGGAAGGAAAGUGUCUGAGGUGAGGCAGGUCUCUGGUGGUCUUCCACACUGCCUACAUUGAGGCAGGACUCCUGUGACAAGAUUGGAGGCUUGUAGGAUGCCAUUAUACUGUUUCAAGCAUUAUUGCUGGCUGAAAGAGGUGGGCUGGAAAAGAGGUGAGGAUCUUGCAGGUUGGCUGGCACUCCGGCACAGUAAAAAAAGCUGUACAGAUGAUUGUGAACUCAAAUUGGGGUCGUUAUCAAGGAAUGAACUCAUAGAACAUUCUGGGUGUUAAUCAUGGUGGGAGUUAUCAAGUUGGACUAAGCACAAAAUGGGACUGAUCCAAAAAGGAAACUGACUCAUGAUUCUGAACCCACUCAGACUGGUUUGUAACAAACCAUUUAACAAAACCUAGGUGGGACACAAACAUUUCUGUGUUUUCAGACCCCUAAACCAAUCAUGGGGAGCAAAGCUGUGAAAACACCACAGUAGUCAUAAUCUCAUUGAGGUUCAGGGACCUAAGAGUUCACUUUGUGUAUUGCCUUUUUUCAGCAAAUUGGUAGCCUGAGAAUUACUGCCAUUCUCAUGCCAUAAGGUAGCAUAUGUGUUUUACGGAAAAGCAUCCUGAUACGUAAAAAUUGGAGAUUACAAUUUUAUUGAGCUUACAUAUCAGGAAUACUGGAGAGUAGAUGACUUAUUUCCUAUGUCGUUAUUUAUGUAGGCUUGUCUUUGGCAAAGCAAGAUUGGAGUUUAAGAAUGCUAAAGAAAGCAGGCCUUCGCUCCCACCACAGUAAGACCAAUCCAAUAGCACUACUGUGGUAAAGUCUAAGAGAAUUAUUGCUGGUAUUUGCAAUAUUAGAAACUGCAAAAUGAUGAAGUUGUUUGUGUUUCAACUCUUUCUCUUAAGGAUGCUGUUACCCUAAUAAAUCAUGCAAUACUCCAGAAUGCUCCCAUUCAUUCUUGCUUGCAAAGGAAAAAAACUGGAGCCAUCACCACUAAUGCUUUAUAACCUCAUCUUGCAGCCUUCCACUAUAGCCAGCACUGAGAAGCAGACAGAUCCAGGUAUUUUUAUUAUGUGCAAAAACCCCCUAACCCUCCCCCCCCUCCCCAAACAAACCCAAAAAAACCAAAACAAAACCAAACCCGUAGGAAGUUAUGUGCCAGGAGCUGAGCGCAAGUGUGUGUUUGUCUUGCCAGAGUUGAUGUCAUCAUAUAUGCUUAAAGUAGUGCAGAGUAUGCAGUUUUCUUGUCAUCAGCUAUUUAUGGACCAGGUAAAUACAGGAAUGAAAUUAUUUUUAAAGCAGUCUUAUUCAUCUGAAUAUUUUGGGUCAAUAAAAUAAUUGGAGGGGUGGAUAAUUGAAGGAAUUACUGAAUAAAUUCAUACCAGUCGACAUAAUCAAGGCUCAAGUGAGGGAAUUUGGACUAAAGCAGCUGAAGUAAAUAGGAUUUCGUUUGUUUUGUAUUUUGUUUUCUGUGUUUUAAUGAAUAUACUUGUAGUUUUGAUGGGUGCUAUUAAUUUGAAUUAAUAAAGUCAUUGUUGACCUUGAAGGCUAUGUAGCUCACCUUUAACAUUACUCCCAGGGAAAAGAAUUCCACUAAAAAUAAAAAAUAA
This is a messenger RNA of Alligator sinensis (Chinese alligator), 5519 nucleotides long. Its product is annotated as cell cycle control protein 50C-like. The record is from RefSeq and is a predicted model, not a curated record. Gene Ontology annotation, cellular component: Golgi apparatus; plasma membrane; endoplasmic reticulum. NCBI's taxonomy places the organism in Eukaryota, Metazoa, Chordata, Crocodylia, Alligatoridae. Bases 373 to 1419 code for a protein of 348 amino acids. Gene Ontology annotation, biological process: phospholipid translocation. The transcript is spliced from 7 exons.